This is a messenger RNA of Polyodon spathula (Mississippi paddlefish), 2160 nucleotides long. RefSeq names its product pre-mRNA-splicing factor 38B-like. The record is from RefSeq and is a predicted model, not a curated record. The transcript is spliced from 6 exons. Bases 237 to 1784 code for a protein of 515 amino acids. NCBI's taxonomy places the organism in Eukaryota, Metazoa, Chordata, Actinopteri, Acipenseriformes, Polyodontidae. Gene Ontology annotation, cellular component: precatalytic spliceosome.
AUUGCGGCCAUUUUGUUCAUCCGGCUGUUGUCGGGAGGAAAGGGUCUUGUUGAGUUAGAGGAAGAAAGAGGUCAUAGCUACAUAAUAAUAAUAAUAAAAACAAUUAUAAUACAUAAACACGCGCAAUAGGUUAUUUUGUUAUUCUAUCUGUAAUGGUUAGCGAAUUUUAAUGGCGAUUUAGUAAAAACAUUGAUUUAAUUUCUUGGAAAUUAAAAAACGUCGGAGAAAGAAACAAUAUGGCCAACAACACGGUGGUGGCCGGGAAUCAACAGCAACAAACCGUGAGCAAACCGGCAGCUUCGGGGAAACACGGCAACGUCCUGCCGCUUUGGGGCAACGAAAAGACAAUGAACCUGAACCCCAUGAUUCUGACAAACGUUCUCUCUUCGCCCUAUUUCAAAGUGCAGCUGUACGAGCUGAAAACCUACCACGAGGUCGUGGAUGAAAUUUAUUUCAAGGUGACGCACGUUGAACCCUGGGAAAAAGGAAGCAGAAAAACCGCAGGCCAGACUGGCAUGUGCGGAGGGGUACGAGGGGUCGGAACUGGAGGCAUCGUUUCCACAGCUUUUUGCCUACUGUACAAAUUGUUUACACUUAAAUUAACUCGUAAACAAGUAAUGGGUCUUAUUACACACACAGAUUCUCCAUACAUUCGGGCCCUUGGCUUUAUGUAUAUCAGGUACACACAGCCUCCUCCGGACCUCCUGGACUGGUUUGAUGCUUUCCUUGAUGAUGAGGAGGAGCUUGAUGUAAAGGCUGGUGGAGGCUGUGUUAUGAAUGUUGGAGAAAUGCUACGCUCUUUCCUCACAAAACUUGAGUGGUUUUCAACACUCUUUCCAAGAAUUCCAGUACCAGUUCAGAAGAUGAUUGACCAGCAAAUGAAAAACAGACCAAGAAAAAAUUUGAAAAAGGAUGAUAAAGAGGAAGCAGAAGAGCAGGAAAAACAUGCAGAACGCAGACGAUCAAGAUCUCCAAAAAGAUCUGAUAGUCCUCGAAGAUCUCCAAAACGAUCCAGAAGUCAUAGUCGUCAUAGAGAUGGACAUGGAUCAACCAGCUUUGAUCGGGAACUGGAGAGAGAAAGGGACCGGCAGAGAAAAGAACGUGAGGGAAAAGACAAAGAUAGAGACAGGGUGGACAAGGAACGCCACCGCUCUCGAAGCCCAGAGCGAGCAGUGGAACGCAGACGCAGCCGGAGUAAGGAGAAGCACAGAAGCCUUAGCAAGAGCCGGGACAAAAAGAAUGACCGGAAAGAAAGGGAAAAGGAGAAUGAGAAGAGCAAGAAGAAAGAGCGGGGUUAUGAUAAAGAACGUGGAAGUGAGAGGGACAGAGAGAAAGAAAGAAAACCUAAAGAUGAAAAGGAAGAAAAGAGGCAUAGAGAUGACCGUAAAGUUAAAAGGCAUAGUAGAAGCCAAAGUAGAGAGCGAAAACGCAGAAGCCACAGUAAAAAUGAUGGCAGCAAGCGAAGCAGGAGUAAAAGCAAAGAGAGGUCUAAUAAACACAAAUCUGAAAAGUCAAACAAGCGCAGCAGGAGUGGAAGCAAAGAGAGGUCUAAUAAAUACAAAACUGAAAAAUCAAACAAACGCAGCAGGAGUGGAAGCAAGGGAAGAACAGACGGUGAUGAAAAGUCAAAGAAAAGAAACCGCAGUCAUAGCAAAGAGAGAUCGCACAAGCGCAGCAAAAGCACAGAGCGACCUCAUAGGAAGGAGCACAGUGACGGCAAGGACCAUUCAAGCAAACAUGAACGUAGGAGAAGCCAAAGCACAGAGCGAGCGGAACGGCUUUGAGGAACCAGAGUUGAUUUUGAAGUAAAAUGUUUGUUUUUAUUAUUUUUUCAAAUCUUUGUUAAAUGGAAGUUUAUGCUAAACGUGCAUAAUCAUUCAUAUGUCCCUCUAGUUUGCGUAUUUCAUUUCCUUUUAGUAGGGAAGUGCUUUUGUAAUUUUCACUGUCCAUUGUAGCUAUUGUUUAAUUUUUUUUUUUUUUUUAUUAUUUUAAUGUUCCACAAUUUAUUCUGUACAUAUGUUCUGAGAAUGUUUUAAUUCAUAUGAAGCAACCACCAGAAUGCAUUUGUAUAAGGCAAUACAUUGCCCGAAAUUAUGUGCUCUGUGUUUUGGUUAAUUGCUUUGGUGCAAUUUUUUUCUAAUAAAACAUUUAUUAAAGAGA